Microtus ochrogaster (prairie vole) is the source of this 1639-nucleotide messenger RNA. It is a transcript of the gene Sf3a2, whose product is annotated as splicing factor 3a subunit 2. Gene Ontology annotation, biological process: spliceosomal complex assembly. Gene Ontology annotation, cellular component: U2 snRNP; catalytic step 2 spliceosome; nucleus. Gene Ontology annotation, molecular function: nucleic acid binding; zinc ion binding. The record is from RefSeq and is a predicted model, not a curated record. NCBI's taxonomy places the organism in Eukaryota, Metazoa, Chordata, Mammalia, Rodentia, Cricetidae.
GGUCGUGCGCGUGCGCGCAGCCAAGUCGUGGCCGUAGCGGAGGUUAAGCUCGGGAAUCGUGGCCUUGGGCGCCGGUGUCUCUUGUCUCUUGAAGCUCCCAGGCCUGCACCAUGGACUUCCAGCACAGGCCUGGAGGCAAGACUGGGAGUGGGGGCGUGGCCUCCUCCUCGGAGAGCAACCGGGACCGCAGGGAGCGCCUGCGGCAGCUGGCCCUCGAAACCAUCGACAUCAACAAGGACCCAUAUUUUAUGAAAAACCAUCUGGGAUCCUAUGAAUGCAAACUCUGCCUGACGCUGCAUAACAAUGAGGGGAGCUACCUGGCCCACACCCAAGGGAAGAAGCAUCAGACUAACUUGGCCCGGCGAGCUGCCAAAGAGGCCAAGGAAGCCCCUGCCCAACCAGCACCUGAGAAGGUCAAGGUGGAGGUGAAAAAGUUUGUGAAGAUUGGCCGCCCUGGCUACAAAGUGACCAAGCAGAGGGACACAGAGAUGGGCCAGCAGAGCCUGCUGUUUCAGAUUGACUACCCUGAGAUUGCCGAGGGCAUCAUGCCACGCCACCGCUUCAUGUCUGCCUACGAGCAGAGGAUUGAGCCCCCAGACCGCCGCUGGCAGUACCUGCUCAUGGCUGCUGAGCCCUACGAGACCAUUGCCUUCAAGGUGCCAAGCCGGGAGAUCGACAAGGCAGAGGGAAAGUUCUGGACCCACUGGAACCGAGAGACCAAGCAGUUUUUUCUUCAGUUCCACUUUAAGAUGGAGAAGCCUCCUGCCCCACCCAGCCUCCCUGCUGGACCCCCAGGUGUCAAGCGGCCCCCUCCCCCACUCAUGAAUGGCCUGCCUCCUCGCCCACCACUGCCAGAUGCCUUGCCCCCACCUCCGCCUGGUGGCCUGCCUCUGCCCCCUAUGCCUCCCACCGGGCCUGCUCCCUCUGGGCCCCCUGGACCUCCCCAGAUGCCUCCACCAGCUCCUGGGGUCCAUCCCCCAGCCCCAGUGGUCCACCCACCAACAUCUGGGGUCCAUCCCCCAGCUCCUGGGGUCCAUCCCCCAGCCCCAGUGGUCCACCCACCAACAUCUGGGGUCCAUCCCCCAGCUCCAGGUGUGCUCCCAGCAGCCCCUGGAGUGCACCCAGCAGCCCCUGGAGUGCACCCAGCAGCUCCCGGGGUCCACCCAGCAGCCCCUGGAGUGCACCCACCAGCUCCUGGGGUCCACCCGCCAGCUCCCGGGGUCCACCCUCCCCCAUCAGCUGGAGUUCAUCCUCAGGCUCCAGGAGUACACCCACCUGCUCCUGCAGUUCACCCUCAGGCACCUGGGGUGCACCCCCCAGCUCCUGGCAUCCACCCUCAGGCACCUGGGGUACACCCCCAGCCUCCUCCUGGAGUCCACCCUGCUGCGCCUGUAGUCCACCCUCAGCCUCCAGGGGUUCACCCCUCAAAUCCUGGGGUGCACCCAGCUCCUAUGCCCCCCAUGCUAAGGCCCCCACUCCCCUCAGACGGCCCUGGGAACAUGCCUCCCCCUCCCCCAGGCAACUGAGUCAUGGCCCCAGCACCCCCUGCUGCCUGUACGCAGCCUUUUCCCUGGGCCAGUCCUUGGAAAGUUUUCUACUUUGUCCUGUUCUGAGUCCAUUAAACAGCCUCCCCCAUGUC